Messenger RNA from Suillus clintonianus, 2532 nucleotides. RefSeq lists its product as uncharacterized. The transcript is spliced from 8 exons. The record is from RefSeq and is a predicted model, not a curated record. The coding region runs from base 1 to 2532 and encodes 843 amino acids. NCBI's taxonomy places the organism in Eukaryota, Fungi, Basidiomycota, Agaricomycetes, Boletales, Suillaceae.
AUGGAAUUAUCCUCUGCUCAGCUUACUGCGCUUCAAAGUGCUCAGUCCAUCUUACACGACGCUGGGCUGUCUCCUCGCGAUCUCGAUGAUCACUCUCAAGCUUCGUCUCCAUCCCCAUCAUCUUACUCUUCCCCAGAUUCACCUACUACACCUCUCCCAUUGUCUGAUCCGGACUCGUGUUCUGCCAUUCUCGCAGCCCAAUAUAUUCCCCCUCCUGCACGCUCCUUCACGCCAGCUGAAAUAUCUGCUGGUGCUCACCGUAUCAAUCGACAGUCAAUCGCACACGCAAUCAUCAAUCACCCACCAGGUAUCAUCGUCGAGUAUCCUCAAACUGGUUCAUCAAAGGGCAAUGCUAUUGCCCACAUUUUUACUCUUGCUCGCGACUCAAACACCGCGGAUUUCAACCCUGCUCCUCAGUCCAACUUCCAGUAUUCACUAGGUGAUGGUCAUGGUGGCUUGAAGGGUGUUCAAUGUCACCUGCUCCGUGAUAGUGCGGGCCAGCCAGUGCGCUGCAAAAAACUCUCUACAUCUUGUAAAGGACUUAAAACGUGUUCUGCACGUUCGGAGAAAAUUUUCAAUGCCACGCACUCAUAUACGAAUCGCUCGCACGUUGCAGAGCUCAUUGCUCCCCCGCUCCUACCAUUUGAAGACAGUGCAAAGCGUGAAGUUUUCCUCAAGACAUUUGCUUUUUUCUGCUCUCUUGUAGAGCACGGUUGUGCAUUUAUGGCCAGUCCUGAGUGCGUUGGCAUGGAUCGUGAUGACGCAGACUCGGAUGAUGUUAGUAUGACGAGUACUGUUAUGGACGACGAAGAAGGUACCACACGACACUUGUCGAGUGCUAGUAGUACCUGCCAAGGUAAACUUGUCAUGCGAGUUGACAGAUUCAACCGGCGCUACAUCCAAUGCCAAUUUCGCUCGCAAAAUAAUCGGUCCCACCUGAUUCUUGGUAACCUGCAGGAAUUUGAUACUCGCUACCUGCAGGCUCUCCUUGAUGAUGAUGAAGUACUCAUUGCAUCUCAUGAGGAGGAUGCGAGACAGGAUGGAUAUGGCCCGCUCAUUCCUUGUCGCUUUGUUGCCUCUCCGUCUGAGCAAAAGCAACUUUCACAUUGGCAUCGAUUCAGCGACGGAACAUUAGCACGCGGAACAUUACUUAAAUGGGAGCACCAUUGCACCGCCAAAUUCGACAUUUAUGUACCCGAGGAUUUACCUGCAUGCCCUCAAGUUGUUGUCAUUUGUCACAACCCUCAUUCACAUCCUCCACCGGCACCUGUCAAAACACCACCUUCACUAGUCAACCUAUUUCUGUCUCUUCUACUGGAUAUGGACUGGCAGCUUGCUGAUGCAACUCCACGUCGCAUUGUUUUGGACUCGGGCUUCAUGAAAGGACUUCGUAUGGCAUUAGGAUGGGUGGCAGACCGAAGCCCUUGUCUUUCUGAUAUUCAUCCGUCGCUCGCCAACCUUGAUCAUGUCCGGCAUUUAAUUAAUGUUUUCCGCUUUGAAAAAUAUCCCCUUGGUACCGGUUUUGAAGGUGCAAGGCUCCUAGUUGACGAAGAAAAUAAACAGCCACGAGAACAGCGUUAUGUUCGCUGUGCGGAGACCUACACUCUCACGGCGAAGACUGAAUUCCGCCUUGUUAUUUGCAUGACAACCAGCAUGGCUCAGCGUCUCUUGGGUGCAAAACGGAUCUCGAUUGACACAUCAUUCAAGCGCCUGCACGGUUGGCAGGAGUUCGAGAUCGAGGCAUGGGAUAGCGAGCAUAUGCGGUCUGUGACGGGCGCGAGAGCUUUUACAACGUCUCAAAGUGCCCAAGCACACCUAAUCUUAUUCCAGCGUAUUUUUCAGAUCGCUGAAGAAGAUACAGGAUUAUCGGUAUCUUUCUAUCACAUUCACGGGACAGGAUAUGAGUCCGUUGUUGCUGACGGGCACAUGGGACAAGGACUUGGCCUCGGGAUGUUCUGCGUUGAACUCUGUCAGAAUAAUCAUGCGUUCUGCAGUUACGAGCAAAAUCGCCGGCUUCGUGACCUAGAUCCAUAUGACCACUUGCGUCGUUUCUACCGUGUUUGCAUCACUCAUUUCAAGCGCAACGUUCUUGCACUUCGGACAUAUGUCUCAAGUGAAGUAUAUUCUGCAAUGUUGAGUCUAGCAUCUACAGAAGCACAACCCGAUAUUGAAACGACAUUCAAAACCAUCCGCGCCGGUGGAAGGAAGGCCCAAGCUUGGUUGAAGGAUAAAUUAGUAACGAACAAAUUUGUGCUCGCUGCGAUAUACCGUCCAGCAAGCCUAAUACCAGAAAUCAUUUGGAGAGCCUGUCCAUCGACUACGAACGGCAACGAGCAAGCACAUCGCAGUGCGAAUCGUGACGGUGUUAAUCUCACCCUUCUCGGUGGUAUCAUGCGGGGUCGGGACUUUGACGAGCGUGCUGCACAAAGCAUGGGAGUCCAUAUGUCCUUGGGCAUCAACACCCGUGAUCAAGAUGCAACACACGUGUGCCGUGCUACACGAUCCAUUGUUCGACAAGGUAAUAUAUAUUAA